Molecule: messenger RNA, 981 nt
Organism: Mixia osmundae IAM 14324
Lineage: Eukaryota; Fungi; Basidiomycota; Mixiomycetes; Mixiales; Mixiaceae
Exons: 1
Coding region: 203-820 (205 amino acids)
Source: RefSeq, a predicted model, not a curated record
AUGAUACCGCGAGUCAGCUCAUCUUUCUGUACAAUCACACGCUCUUCAGAGCAGCCGUCCAACUCGGCCAUGUUUCUGGCAUCACAGCCAUUGAAGCAGAUCUGGAUCAGAACGUCUACCUGGCCAUAUGUUCGCGAUACCGGUCGUCCAUGAGGCAGCAAUAUAUUGUGCAGUGCAAGAACCCGAAUGAGCAUUGCGUCAGAUGGUCAAUUUGCAGAAUCGUUAUAAAGCGCUCGGGAUCCAAAGAAGAGUCGCUUUGAUGACCGAAUAUGGCUGUCAACAAGAGGCUAUCGACUCUGUUUCCUCAUGUCCGGACUUCAACUUUGACACAGAGGAUAUAGGUCCAAAUAGGAAGAGGCGAUUGCAUGUCUCAAGUCGAGAAGAGUCAGCAAUUGACUUUGGAGAUAUUAUCACUCUGCUCCUCGAAGACCAGGACAAAGAUCGUACUAACGGUCCAGCCCGAGCCAAGCGCAUCCGGGAUCCGCAUAGUCGAGUCAAGACGGACAGAAUUGCGCUCCGGAUGCUCGCAAUUACUACGACGGCGUUGGAUCCAAAUUCUAGCACCUGUGCAGGUAGCGCGCCUCGAGAUGCAAACUCGACUCAUGCCUGCUACUGCAGCUGGUUGGGUCUCGGCAGCCUUGCAUGCCAGGAUCAAUUUACUACAGCAGAAGAAUUCGGCAAAGUCAUUGCAAUCGAUUCAAAACAGACUGAUCAUCUAACAACGUCCUUGGUAAACACGAUGCCACCCAGCAUGGCUGGCGAACGUGCGCGUUUUUAUGCUGUGUACUCAUUGAAGCGACCGUCGGCGACGGGUCGCUGAAGAUCUUGUACAGUCGCUCAGCGACGACGAAAGCCAAUUGGAAGAAUUGUCGAGCGACUACGUGAUGCUGCCUUCGAUUGGCGUUCAAGGAGUUUCUUAAGGCAUUGAUAGCACCAGAAGUUUGCCGAUGUCCAAUCAGUCUACGAUAUCGCACCGCAAGG